UUGUAAUCCAAGUUGCAUUGGAGCGAAAAGAAAAAUAGUAGUAGAUACUAGAUCUGUAUUUUUGUUGGGCUUGAGACCGUCUCUCCUUCCCCACCUGGAUACACAAGUCAACCAUUAAAUUAAGGAAAAUAUGCGUACCAAACCUGGAUUCUUCGAUUGUUUAACUAAUGAGUAGACUUCCUUCCCCCACUUGCUGAUUGCUAUACAUUAACGUCGUUCUUUGGUUGUCUGCUCCGUUUCCUCGCAAUCUCCUUUGUAGAUGUCCUUGUGCGGAUCAUUCUUGAUUUCUCCCGUUCUUGCGAUCAAGGAUCUUCGGACGAUCAAUUCAAUGGGCGAAUUGGAUCGCUCUUAAAUAGCGAGCUUGCCGGUCGAAACUGUUUCGUUUCGAGUAUAUUCUCUAAUCAGAUUGAGGAAGAAGAUGGGUUGGCUAUGCUGUUCGGGAGGGCUUGCCCUGGGAUCCUUGUCGUCUUCGAAUCAAGAAAACUUUGCUUGCCAUGACGAGGAGAAGAAGCAGCAGCCACCCAAGAUACAAUCUGCUGGGAUGGGAAAUAAGCGGAGCAGGAAGACGGCGCCGGAGAUUGCGGGUGAGGGCGGGAAGGAUGGUAGACCACCGCCGUCGGCCGCCAAGGAGACUGCAUUGUCUGACAAGGGCAAAUCUAAGGCAUCAGAAAAAGACCUAUCUUCCAACGAAAUCUAUAAAUCAGAAUCAACUAAGUAUCCAGAGACUUCAAAUACCCCCAAAACAGCAUUUUCCCGCAUCAGGUCCUGUAUUGCUGCCAAAGAAACUAGGACAGUAGAGAUCCUGGCCUUUGAGGUUGCCAACACAAUUGCAAAGGGCUCCAAUCUGAUGAAAUUCCUCUCUGAACAAAGCUUGAGGCAUCUGAAAUCUGCGGUGCUUCAGUCCCAAGGAGUCCAGUGCUUGGUUUCAGAUGAUUGUGGCAAGCUGCUUGCUCUUGUCGGAGCCGACAAAAGGGAGGACUUUCAGGAGUUUGCUGCAGAUGUUGCUCGGUUCGGAAACCUAUGCAGAGAUCCCAAAUGGCACAACUUGGGUCAGCAUUUCUCGAGGUUGGACUUUGAACAAACACAUCAGAAAUACACGAAAGAAUCAGCAGAAUCUAGUAUGCAGUAUAUGAUGGCACUUGCAGAGAAGACUGUGCAACUGUACCACGGGAUGCGUCGAUUUGACAUCUCUGAGGAGAUGUACAAGAAAAGCUAUCAAGAGUGCAGGGAAGGAAAGGAUGACAAAUUCAGUUCAAUUCAGUCUCUUUUGAAUGCGGUGGAGAUGGAAAAAAAAUUCAUCAAGGAUUUGAAGAAGAAAACACUUUGGGUCAAGAAGAUGGAACAUAUUGUGGAGAAACUUGUUUGUGUUGUAUAUUUCCUGCGAUCAGAGAUCAACAGUGUCUUUUUUAAGGAACAAGAUGAAUCUGCGAAUGAAAAAGGGGAGAUUCAGCAAACUUUAGGGUCCGCCGAUCUUUCGCUGCAUUAUGCAAACAUCAUUUUCAAGAUAAAGUGUUUGGCAUCAUUAGUACCAUCAAUUCCAAAAAGUGGCGUUGAUUCAUUGUACCAAGCAUUACCUCCUUGCACCAGAUCAGCCCUACAAAUCAAGUUAAAAUGUAACCAGUUCAAAGAAAAGAGGACAGUAGAACAGCUCACAUAUGACAUGAACAAGACACUGAAAUGGCUCUUGCCAAUGGCAGAAUCCACGAUAAGGGUAGGGAGUCGGAUGCUUGGCGAAUGGCAGGACAAAAGGGUGCUAAACGGAAACGAUGGCGGCAGGGUGCUCAAGAUUCAGACACUGUGCCAUGCUGACAAAGAGAAGACCGAACACUACAUUCUGGACAUGGUGCUGGCUCUCCAUCAUCUCGUACGCACAACCCGUGCCAGGCUCGACAAGUUCUUCGACAACACUUCUGAUCGAUCAGAGAUGCAGGGGGAGACCGAUUUAGGUAGCUCCAGCGAUGGUGGGUUGGCGAGCCCUAGUUUCCGUGGGAGGCAUAGCCCACAUGUUCCACCAUCAAUGACGACGAUACAGAACAGUUAAGACAUUAAGUUCAGCAUCCAGGGUCAGGACAGAAAAAUAAAUGGUGGAUUGGUCAGUUGAUGUCCAUAACCGAUUAGAACUGUGGCUAAUUGCACCUAUCGGUGCAGAGUCCUUAGGAACAACUUCCAUUUUCGGAAAAAGAAAAGAGUGACUGGUCAGAAAAAAGAUAAGUUUCCUGCAAUUUCUGGUGCAUGGAGUGAGGGUUGACAGUUGCAGGUGCUGUUUUCAGAUGGAUUUUGUUGUUGAAAUUGGUGGCGGUUUAGCUGAGGCGUACUGAAAAGUAACAGUAAAUCAGGGAAAAAAGCUUUUGUUUAGAUAUCACAGACUUUAUCUUAUAGCUCGCAAGGCAAUUUUCAAGAGAGAAAAGGAAAAUAGAUUAGGCAUUGUGAGGCCUGCGCUGGUGCAUGCCAUCAUUUUUUGUCUUAGGAACUCAGAUGUAUAUGUGUGUAUAUGGUCAGAAGAAAAAGAACAGGGGUCGAAUAUUUUGGCCCCCAAAUUGGAAGGUUCUCUUCUCUCAUCAGUGAUUGCCAUGGUAAAGCA
Lolium perenne is the source of this 2581-nucleotide messenger RNA. Its product is annotated as protein PSK SIMULATOR 1. Lineage: Eukaryota; Viridiplantae; Streptophyta; Magnoliopsida; Poales; Poaceae. The record is from RefSeq and is a predicted model, not a curated record. Gene Ontology annotation, biological process: positive regulation of growth.